Molecule: messenger RNA, 2735 nt
Organism: Limulus polyphemus (Atlantic horseshoe crab)
Lineage: Eukaryota; Metazoa; Arthropoda; Merostomata; Xiphosura; Limulidae
Product: polycomb complex protein BMI-1-like
Exons: 10
Coding region: 124-1182 (352 amino acids)
Biological process (GO): negative regulation of transcription by RNA polymerase II
Cellular component (GO): PRC1 complex
Molecular function (GO): promoter-specific chromatin binding
Source: RefSeq, a predicted model, not a curated record
GCGUUACCGUUUUUUUUGUAAUGUCUGGUUCGUGUUAGGCUUAUCGUGCACGCGCUUUUGUUUUUAACUGAUUUGUUUUUGUUCGGUAUGAGAUGAAGAUUAAGAUGGGGUGUGAGUGAAAUAAUGAGUUUUAAAGAAAUGCACUCUACUACCAAGGUUAAGUUGGCAGACCUGAAUCCUCACCUGCAGUGUGUGCUGUGUGGUGGCUACUUCAUUGAUGCCACCACCAUAACAGAGUGUCUACACUCUUUUUGCAGGGUAUGCAUUGUGAAUUAUUUAAAAGCACACAAGUAUUGCCCCGUAUGUGAUGUAUUGAUUCAUAAAACCCGUCCAAUGUUGAAUAUCAGACCUGACCAAACUCUUCAAGACAUUGUCUAUAAACUUGUUCCUGGAUUAUUUAAUAACGAAAUGAAACGAAGAAGAGAAUUUUAUGCUCAAAAUCCAGAAGCCGUGGCAAAGGGUUUAGUGCCAGCAUCUAGCGAAGGUCGAGGAGAAGUUCAAGAAGGAGGAAGGCUUAUUUUUACACCUGAAGACAUCUUUAGUUUAUCUAUGGAAUAUAGUCCAUUAGACCCGUUUCCUGGAACACACCAGCCAGAACCAGUUGUUAAUCCUCAGAGUUCUCAUCGACGUUACUUGCGUUGUUCAGGUGCUGUCACUGUCGCUCAUUUAAAGAAAUUACUGCAGUCUAAAUACGAACUUCCAUCUAUGUACAAGGUGGAAAUUCUUUAUAAGCACAACUAUCUUGCAGAUGAAUACACAAUAGUAGACUUGGCAUACAUCUACUCCUGGAGGAGGAAUGAGCCAAUGGCACUUUUGUACCAAAUAUGUCAAAAUCCACCAAAGAAGAAAAAAGCCAUUCCUCUUGAUAGUCUUCCAAAUGUACAGGACUCUCCUAAGUCCAUUAGCAGACAGAAUUCUUCAGACAAUAUUCUAGGUGAGACAGCAUCAACAAAUGGGGAUAUUAGUGCCCAAAGUGAUAGUGGGGUGUCUGAAAGUGGAAGCAUGAUGCAGGCUUUGGAAUCCAUGGGGGACCUAGAAGAUUCUCUUAGUAAGAAACCACAAGCCAAUCUGAAUCAGUCUCUGAAACCUGAACCACAGAAAAUCAGUAAGUCCUAUGAAGAAUCUGAGUAUAAAGUGGAAAAAGAAAAUAAAAUAAAACUGGCAAGUCUUGAAGUGUCUUGAUGAUUGUCUCAAAAAACCUGUGGGGACAUAGAGCUGAUGAACAAUUUACGUCAAAGUGUUUUCAUCAAUAAAAAUCAUGUUGUUUACAUAAUAGUCAGUAAAAGGUAGUUUAAAGUGGUUACAAAGAAGAGUAUAUCAGGAAAUUUAUCCUUUUAGUAAAAGGAUCAGACCUGGUUGUGAUUAUUGCUCAAAGUUUGUUUAUUUCCUUAUCCAUUUCAAGAUAUUAAUGCAGUAUUCCUGAAUAACAGUAGCUUAUUUUCAUAACUUUUUAGUCUCAUCUGUGGAGUGACUUUUUUGCUUUCAGAAGAAAGCUAUUGUUGUAAAUAAAAUAAGUUACCUGUAUGAAAGAAGAAAGAUAUUUACACUGUGUAUAUAUAUGGAAUGCUUGUGAGGUUAUUUUUGUAGAACUUUCCUGUCAUGAAGCAUGCUAAGCUAUUUUGCUGUGCUGGAGGAUGCAUCUCUAAGAAAAAAUGAAAGGAAGUAAUCUUAGCCUUUUACGAAGCUUAUAGCAAAGUCUUUCACUGUGUGAAUAAUAGACAAAAUUACAUGAAAUAAAAACAUUCUCCAGAAAAACUAUUUUGUAAGUAAAAAGGUAUAUUGGUACUGUUAGGUAUGUACCGUAGUGUCAAAGUGAAUGUAAUCCAAACUACAAUUAGCUUUAUUCAAAAGUAUUUUUCUGUAUAAUGAGGUUUAAUUUUCUAAAUCAAUGUUAUGUGAAAUAUGUUGGUGAGUUUUGUUGAGAAAAAAAAACAGGUUCUCUUGCUUUGAGCAUUAAACAGAGUUUUGUAUUGAUGUUUUUUAAUUGUUUUUUUUGAAAGAGAUAUUUUUGAAGUUACGUAGAAGUUACCUUUUGGUAAAGGAAUCCUAGUUGAAAAUUUACAUGUGCUGUGAAGCCACUUUGGAAAUAUAUAAAUGUAACAAGGCUAGUUUGUAAAUGAUAUUUAAGCAUAAGAUUGUUGACGUGAUUUUAACUUUUGAGAAGUACUUACAGCAGAUAAAAAGGAACUUAGCAUAAAUUCAUUUUUCAAUCAUUAAAUUUGUGGGUAGCUAACAUUAUUUUCUGUAUUUCAUCUAUAUCUAUUUUUGCUCAAGUUAUGUAUAAUACUGUAUAAUGCACUGCAUUUCGGAUAUUUAACUUGUAUAUAUAUAUAUAUAUAGAUAGAUAGAUAUAUGUAUAGUCAUUUGAAGUGUAUAAAUUAAACUCCAAAUGUAUCAUUGCAUUUUUUUAUAAUUACUAACAAGGCUUCAGAAAGGAUCUUAAGACACUUCGUAAGUCCAGAGGUGUUAUGAGAGGCUGUUUGUAUAUGUUUACAACAAAUUACAUCAGCUGCACAUCCAAGAUACAUCAUCAGAAGUUCUUUUUAAUGUACAAGGAAUUGAUAAGUUUGGUUUGUUGUGUGUGUAACUUGUCUGAUCACUUGAAGCCCACCAAGUGGGAUAUUUAUGGAUAAAUUAGUUUAAAAUGUGUGAACAGAGGUUUAAGUUUGUUUAUUGACAACCUAGAGAAGUUUGCUCUACCAGAAGUUACAACGUGAUAUCUUUUUUUUUUUUUU